This is a messenger RNA of Trichechus manatus latirostris (Florida manatee), 1907 nucleotides long. It is a transcript of the gene SIAE, whose product is annotated as sialic acid acetylesterase. Bases 44 to 1615 code for a protein of 523 amino acids. The transcript has 10 exons. NCBI's taxonomy places the organism in Eukaryota, Metazoa, Chordata, Mammalia, Sirenia, Trichechidae. Gene Ontology annotation, molecular function: sialate O-acetylesterase activity. Gene Ontology annotation, biological process: carbohydrate metabolic process. The record is from RefSeq and is a predicted model, not a curated record.
ACCUGGCGUCCACUUCCGGAGUCCCGCGCGUUGGUGACGGACCAUGGUCGCGCUAGGAUUGGCGCUUGGGCUAGUGAUGCCUUUAAUCUUGUGGGUCCGAAGAAGUGCAGGUGUUGAUUUUAGCUUUGCUUCGUACAUCGAUAAUUCCAUGGUACUGCAGAAGGAGCCUGCUGGGGCGGUGAUCUGGGGCUAUGGCAUAGCUGGAGCCACAGUGACGGUGACUGUGGGCCAAGCGCAGGAGACAGUCAUGAAGAAAGUGACACGUGUGAAAGCAGACUCUAAUACCUGGAUGGUGGUACUGGAUCCUAUGAAGCCUGGUGGGCCUUUUGAAGUGAUGGCAGAACAGACCAUUGGGAGAAUGAACUUCACCCUCAGAGUUCAUGAUGUCUUAUUUGGAGAUGUCUGGCUUUGCAGUGGGCAGAGUAACAUGGAGAUGACUGUUUCACAGAUAUUUAAUGCUACAAGAGAGAUGUCUGAUACUGCUGCCUAUCAGUCUGUUCGCAUCCUCUCAGUUUCUCUCGUUCAGGCAGAGCAGGAGCUGGAGGACCUUGCUGGGCUUGACUUGCCGUGGUCAAAGCCCACCUCAGAAAACCUAGGCCAUGGAAAUUUCCAGUACACGUCAGCAGUGUGCUGGCUGUUUGGGCGUUACCUGUAUGAUACCCUACAGUAUCCCCUCGGACUGGUCUCCUCCAGCUGGGGUGGGACACCCAUUGAAGCCUGGUCAUCUCAAAGGUCACUGAAAGCCUGUGGAAUCUCUAAGCAAGGGUUCAUCCCACCUGACUCUCUGGGAGGCCCCAGUAAGCAUUCUGUGCUCUGGAAUGCCAUGAUCCACCCGCUACGUACUAUGGCCCUGAAAGGCAUGAUAUGGUACCAGGGGGAGUCCAAUACAAAUUACAACAUGGACCUGUAUAAUUGCACCUUCCCGGCACUCAUUGAGGACUGGCGCCAAGCCUUUCACCAUGGCUCCCAGGGACAGACAGAACGUUUUUUCCCAUUUGGAUUUGUCCAGUUGUCUUCAUAUUUGUCUAACACCACCUCAGGGGAUGGAUUUCCCCAAAUCCGUUGGCACCAGACGGCAGACUUAGGCUUUGCUCCCAAUGUAAGGAUGCCCAACACCUUCAUGGCUGUCGCGAUGGAUCUCGGUGAUAGGAAUUCUCCUUUCGGCAGCAUCCAUCCUCGAGAUAAACAAACUGUGGCCUAUAGGUUGCACUUGGGUGCCCGUGCUGUGGCUUAUGGUGAGAAGCAUUUGACUUUCCAAGGACCACUGCCUGAGAAGAUGGAGCACUUGGUUGACAAGGGGCUGCUCAACCUCACGUAUUACCAGAAAAUCCAUGUCCAGAGGCAGGACAACAAGAUAUUUGAGAUCUCAUGUUGCAGUGACCAUCAGUGCACUUGGCUCCCAGCUCCCAUGAAUGCUUCCACUACCUGGACCCUGGCCCUGGACGUCUGCCCUUGUCAUGGCACUCUGGGUGCUCUCCGCUAUGCCUGGACCACAUGGCCUUGCGAAUAUAAGCAGUGUCCCCUGUACCACCCCAGCAGUACCCUGCCAGCUCCUCCUUUCGUUGCUUUCAUGACGCACCAGACUCCUGGACAUCACAGCAAGGAUGCCAGAUGAUCUAUGGCAAUAUGAUCAUAUCCUGGAGAUAAGGGUGGGUGCUUUGGAUUUGGGCAUUUAGUGGUUUCAAUGAUGAGUACUGUUGCUUUUAAAGUAAAUUAAUAGAUAAGCCUCACUGGAUGGCUCCCAGUCAGAGCCGUCAUUAGCUGCCGUCAAGUUGCUGUUGACUCAUGGUGACCCCACACAACUUGAUAAAGUGCUGCUGGGUCCUGCGUCAUCCCCCACAUCAAUUAUGUAUUAGAUCAUUGUGAUUCAUAGUGUUUUCAUUGGCUGAUUUUUUGGAAGUAGAUCA